Molecule: messenger RNA, 2641 nt
Organism: Neurospora tetrasperma FGSC 2508
Lineage: Eukaryota; Fungi; Ascomycota; Sordariomycetes; Sordariales; Sordariaceae
Exons: 5
Coding region: 80-2641 (853 amino acids)
Biological process (GO): regulation of DNA-templated transcription elongation; mRNA export from nucleus
Cellular component (GO): THO complex part of transcription export complex
Source: RefSeq, a predicted model, not a curated record
GCGAUCGACUUCGACGAAACUAAUAUCGAUAGCAUACAUCCACUCAGUAUCGACAUAGGCUGCCAGGCAAUGAGUAAAAAUGCCUUCCAGCGUGAUUGAGAGCCACGGCGUCCCCGGUGUCGCCGCCUUUUCGGCCUUUCUCGAAAACCUCUUGGCACGCGCAGAAGCAGUAAAGCCGACGGCAUCCAUCGAACCUCCUCUCGACAAGGCCGAUUUUCAAAAUCUCCAGACCCAGCUGAACGAGGCCCUUGGCGUGGAGCCCAGCCAAGCUAGUGAAGUGAACGAUGCAAAGCGGACACAGCGGCACGCCAUCAUCGAGACUGCCGUAAGAGACACGUUCAGCAACCUGAUCGCCACCACCUCUAUCGACUCGCCAGAUUUUGCCCGAGUAUGGAACCUCUUUGACAUCCUGUCCAUCCUCUCUGAUGACGAGCAGUGUGAUCCCGCCCUGCUUCUGUGGCUGGUUGAGGAGCUGCUUGACAGUCAGACUAUUGCCGGUUGUCGCAAGGUGUUUGACUUUCUCGAGUCCCGCAGAGAGCGCAUCACAGCAAAGCAUUUUGGUCAAAAGAAGCUGGUCAUUCUCCGCACCUGCAAUGAGCUUCUUCGACGUCUAUCAAGGGCUCUGGAUCCAGCGUUCUCUGGUAGAGUGUUUAUCUACCUCUUUCAGAGCUUUCCGCUCGGAGAUAGAAGUUCCGUCAACCUGAGAGGAGAGUACCACGUCGAAAAUGUUACCACAUGGGAUCAAGAGCCGACAAAGACAGAGGAUGCUUCUGCCGAUAGAAUGGAUGUCGACACGGAGACGCAGGGCGAAUCUGCCCAAAAGACUGGCGAGCAGCGAUCAACUCCCAAGCCCGGAGCUACAGAUGCCAAAAAGCAGCAGGACAAGGCGCUCGAUCUGGAGGCUUUAUACCCUAUCUUCUGGUCCCUGCAGGAGAGCUUCAAUCAGCCAAAGAAGUUGUUUGAGCCCGCGCAGUUUGCCUCCUUCAAGUCUGGUCUAGAAGCGACCAUGGCUACCUUCCAGAGCAUCAAGUCCGAUGAGAGCAAGCGUGCACUAAAGAGGAAGCGUGGUGAAGGUGAGGAUGACGAGUUGGCUAAUGGUUUUAACCCAAAGUAUCUUACCAGUCGUGAUUUGUUUAAACUCGAGAUUGGCGAUCUUGCCCUACGUCGAAACGUACUCGUUCAAGCCUUGAUCAUCAUGGAGUUCCUACUUUCCCUCUCACCCAAGGGUAAGGAAAAGAUCGCCAGCAUCAAAGCACCCAACAAGUCCGUAUCACAUUCGGAUCAACAGUUGAGUGAGGAAGACACCCACUGGGUGCUAGACAUGAAGAAGAAAAUCGCCGAUUACCUCAAGCUAGGCCCAGAAGGUCCUUACUUUUACCGGAUGAUCGAAACUGUCCUGAGCAGGGACAAGAAUUGGGUGCACUGGAAGGUAGAGGGCUGCCCGCCUAUCGAAAUGCCCGCCGUUUCCCCUCAAGCGUUCCUCGAUGCCAAGAUUGCGGCAGGCAAGCUAGCAACAGCAAAGAAAAUGAGAGAUGCACCGAUGGGCUCGAUGAACUGGGACUUCCUACAAGAUGAGGACCCGGACGAAGCUUGGAAGAAGCUCGAAAAUCCGGAACGGUACCAACAACCUGACCUCAAGACACUCGAACGAAAGUUAGAGGAUGCCAAAUUCGAUAUCGAGAUGGCCAGAGAUUCCAAGGAGAAGCAAAGGGCAAUCGAGGCCAAGAACAGCCUUACCUGGGUGGCUCUUAGAGUCGCCAGCAGAUCCAAACUGGCGAUGUUCGACGACAUUGAUAGUGAUGACAACAUCGACGUCAUUUUCCAGGACAAGCCUAAAGAACCCGAGCCACAAGAGGCGGAGGAUUCCACGGCUGCUGCUGAUGCCGUCUUCCCCGAUGACCGGAAGCCAAUAGUCGUCGUAGACGUCAGCCGGACCAGCAAACUCAGUGUUGCGAAGCGACUAGCCAGCCAACACCCCGGCGUCUUCACACGAGUACCAGCUCACAUCACCCGCAAACCUCAAGAAGGCGAAAAGGAAGGACAGGAUUACUACUUUGUGGACACACAAACAUUCAACAUGAUGCGAGACGGCGACCAGCUUAUCGAGUUUACGGAAGGAGACUACAGCCAAGGCACGAGCAGGAAACACAUCCAAGCCGUUAGUGAGGCAGGCAAGGUUGCUAUUAUGGAGAUGAGCCACGAUAGCGCACAACAAGUCAAAGACUGGGACUUUUCGGCGCGCUUCAUUUGCAUCGAGCCUCCCUCGCCAGAAAUCCUGGAAGCGCAACUAAGAGAAAAUGGCAGCGGCCUCGAAGGAAACGAGGAUCAAAUUCAAGCCAUCCUCAAAGACGCCGCCGAACUCGCAAAGCAACAAAAGUCCCCAGACUUCUACGAGUCAGUCAUCGACGGUGGCGACGAUUGGACCGCCCUUGAGGUCGCUGUAUACGGCAAGGCGAUCACCACCACCAAUGGUAAUGGCUCGACCGAGGAGGACAAUGAGAAUCGGGAACCUGAAAACGGCGAUGUCUCUAUGUCCGCCGUCGAGGGCGCAAGUAAGAAGGAACCCGCAACAACGACAACAGCAGGUGGAAUUGAUGAAGAUGUUCAAAUGACGGAUGCGGCUUCUGCACCUGAGACUUAG